Oncorhynchus tshawytscha (Chinook salmon) is the source of this 1671-nucleotide messenger RNA. Its product is annotated as mitochondrial fission regulator 2-like. The record is from RefSeq and is a predicted model, not a curated record. Gene Ontology annotation, cellular component: mitochondrion. Gene Ontology annotation, biological process: mitochondrial fission; aerobic respiration. NCBI's taxonomy places the organism in Eukaryota, Metazoa, Chordata, Actinopteri, Salmoniformes, Salmonidae.
AUUGGUUCGAACAGCUGUGGUCACAUUGCAUGAUUCCGCUAUUCUGAUUGGCGUAGGAUUUUCUUCCAAUUGAAAUGUCCAAUCACGGCACGGUUUGCGAGAGUGGCUUUAUUUGAGUUCACCUUCUCACUUGUCCGGACACGUGAGCAUCCUAGGAGAAGGUUAUUUUGUCGCCAGGUAUAAUUUCUAAAUGAUCCAUGGGGACUCGCAUCCCAUGGUGCAACGUGAAACGGGAGUCCUAGCCUGCCGACCGAAGCUGUCAACAGAAAACCUACACCACCACCACCAGUCUUUGCAUCCAUCAUCAGCCAAAACAUUCAGAAGGGCUGCUUCCAGAUGUCUCUGCUAGAAGAUAUAUUUGAUCUGUUGCAAAAUGUCCUUGAGUAUUUCGGAGUCUCUCCUGACAUGUUAAUUCCAGUGUGGGAGAGCCAGUUGUGCGGUCAGUACCGUAGCCUGGUGCGGAUGAUGACCAACCUCCCAUUGACCCCGUCUCCACGUAUCCACUUCCAGAUUCCUCUACACACCUCCCGACAGCACAGAUACCUGGACGUCACCAUGGAUACCCUCCCCGCUAUCCCCUCCUUGGCUGACGUGCUGUGGGUGGCGGAGGAUGAGGGAGAACGCUUCACCAAGAUCAGGCACCGUGAGCGUCCGUCCCGACAGGGUGCUGUGAGUCGGGGCGACGAGGUGGUGCUGGCCCCUCCACGUCCAGGGGACCCAGGGUUGGCAGCGGUCCGAGCCCAGCCAGGAGACAUGAUGCUGGGGCACAGAUCAGACCCAGUGGCUCUGCGGAAGAUCACAGCCCUGGAGGACGAGCUGCUCAAACUACGAGCUCAGAUUGCCAUGAUUGUCACCGCUCCACCCUCAGCCCAUUCCCAGAACCUUCCAGGUACUGGAAUGUCCCCUGCCUCUGUCCUCACCUCCACCCCUUGUCGCCCUCCACCUCCUCCCUGUCCUCCUCCACCUCCUCCCUGUCCUCCUCCACCCAGCUCCUCUGUUGGUCUGUCUGCGGUGGAGAAUCUAAUCCAGCAGGGCAGGGAGGCCGGUAAAGGUCAUGCGGUAGGACAGGGCCCGGUCCCCACCAUGCUGGAUGUACUGAAUGAACUGAACCAGGUGAAACUGCGCUCCGUGCAGAGGUCGCCCGGGGGAACGCCGGUGCGGAGGAGGCGGAGCAAGGGCGCGGCGUUGCUAAGCGACCCGGCCUCCAUGAUUGCCGAGGCCCUGAGGAGGAAGUUCGCCCACCGUCGCCUCGACGACUCGUACGACAAAGAGAACCGCUCGGUAGAGCUCUCGCCGUUCGGCAGCCCCGAUACAUCGCCCUGUAUCCCCCAGCAGUCCAAGCGCAGCCAGGGACGACUCCACCUGUGACCUCUGACCUCCAAGGUCAACUAAACCAGCAGCCAACCGGGAACACCGAUGCCUCCCCGCCGACUACUAUGGCAACUGCUGACUGAGUGUGCGUCCCAAUAAUACCUCCUUUCUCUCGAAGUGUACACUUGUUCGCUACUUUUAGAUUAGGGAAGUGAACAAUUUAGGAGGAAGGAGAGAUCAUUGGGAUACAGCCCAGGUCUGUUCAUUUUAUUUGUUUGUUCGUCCAUUUGUCACCGUGUUCUGUUGUUCUAUGAUGCGUCCCAUCAGGUAUUGUUUAUAUAAAGGGACCAUUGAUAUUGA